Messenger RNA from Lymnaea stagnalis (great pond snail), 19462 nucleotides. The record is from the annotation of a GenBank genome assembly. Lineage: Eukaryota; Metazoa; Mollusca; Gastropoda; Lymnaeidae.
UGUUAAAAGCAAGUGGCCAAUGUUCUUAGUUUAAUCAUGUGGAUCUAAAUAAGUCGUCACCUUACAUUGCUAUUGCCUUGAAGUGAAGUAAUGCCUCAGACCUUAUAGUUUUAUGGUGACUUUGUGAAACAAGUGUUGCAUUUUACCAAAAAAGGUCUUUAACUGAUCCAUUAUGAGUUAGGUGUCAGUGACAACAUCAUGGUGUUAUUAGGUCUCCGUGACAAAAUCAUGGUGCUAUUAAGUUUGCGUGACAAAAUCAUGGUAUUAUUAGGUCUCCGUGACAAAAUCACGUCUUAUCAGAUCUCAGUGACAAAAUCAUGGUGUUAUCAGGUCUCCGUGACAAAAUCAUGUGUUAUUAGGUCUCCGUGACAAAAUCAUGUGUUAUCAGGUCUCCGUGACAAAAUCAUGGUGUUAUUAGGUCUCCGUGACAAAAUCAUGUGUCAUUAGGUCUCCGUGACAAAAUCAUGGUGUUAUUAGGUCUCCGUGACAAAAAUCAUGUGUUAUUAGAUCUCAGUGACAAAAUCACGUGUUAUCAGGUCUCAGUGACAAAAUCAUGGUGUUAUUAGGCCUCAGUGACAAAAUCAUGUGGUAUUAGGUCUCCGUGACAAAAUCAUGGUGUUAUUAGGUCUCCGUGACAAAAUCAUGUGUUAUUAGGUCUCAGUGACAAAAUCACGUGUUAUCAGGUCUCAGUGACAAAAUCAUGGUGUUAUUCGAUCUCCGUGACAACAUCAUUCCUAUCAUCUUGUUAUGAUGCUGUUGUGACCAUUCGGUCGGGAAAACAAAGGGUCAUUUUUAUAAUUAAACAAAGAAUCUUGGUGUACAAAAAACAUGUGGCAGCUACAGAUUGGUUUGAAACAAAUCAUAUGUAAAAAAACAACUUGUUUAAUUUGUGGUGACCUAGUUGUUGGUGACGUAGAUGUCGGUGACGUAGUUGUCAGUAGAGUAGUUGUUGCAGACGUAGCUAUUGCAUAUGUAAUUGUUGCAGACGUAGCUGUUGCAGACGUAGUUGUUGGUGAGUAGCUGUCGGUGACGUAGUUGUCAGUGACGUAGUUGCUGCAGACGUAGUUAUUGCAGACGUACUGGUUACAGACGUAGUGGUUACAGACGUAGUGGUUACAGACGUAGUGGUUGCAGACGUAGUGGUUAUAGACGUAGUAGUUACAGACGUAGUGGUUACAGACAUAGUGGUUACAGACGUAGUUGUUGCUGACGAAGUCGUUGCAGACAUAUUUUUUGCAGACGUAGAUGUUGAAGACGUAGUUGUUGAUGACGUAGUUGUUGGUGACGUAGUUGUUGGUGACGUGGUUGUUGGUGACGUAGUUUUGGUGAGUGGUUGUUGGUGACGUAGUUGUUGGUGACGUGGUUGUUUGUGACGUAGUUGUUGGUGACGUAGUUGUUGGUGACGUAGUUGUUGCUGACGUUCUUAUUGGUGACAUAGUUGUUGGUGACGUAGUUGUUGGUGACGUAGUUGUUGGUGACGUAGUUGUUGGUGACGUAGUUUUUGGUGACGUAGUUGUUGCUGACGUUCUUAUUGGUGAAUUGGUGACGUAGUUUUUGGUGACGUAUUUCUCGACUCAAUUUAUUCGUUUUUAAAAAGUACAAGAAUUACACAUUUAUAUUUCUUGAUAAAAAUGUUUGGUUAAAAAAUUCCCUUAACUUGAAAUAUAUCUAAAAUAAUAUCAGCCCGCUAUAGCAGGGCUGCACAACAAACGGCCUGCGGGCCGCAUGCAGCCAGCCAGCCUCCACUUUGCGGCCCGCGAUGUAACGAAAUAUUCUAAUUUUCUUUACAGCUCCCCCCCCCCCCCUAUUUUCUAGAAGCCCACACAAGUUGAACAACCUCCACUUUGCGGCCCGCGAUGUAACGAAAUAUUCUAAUUUUCUUUACAGCUCCCCCCCCCCUAUUUUCUAGAAGCCCACACAAGUUGAACAUAAAAUUGUAUGCCCCCCAUGCAUUUUGAGUUGUGCAGACCUGCUCUAUAGCUAUGAUACCUCUCGCGGUUGAUAACAUGAUAUUCAGAACAUUCCACUACUCUUGUACAUAUACGAGUAUGCCAAUGCAGUUCGAUUUCUAUGUUGUAGAAUAGAAUAAGCGUAGUGGUGAACCUUGCCGGUCCCGUAAGUUUAGAUAAGAUAAGAUGAUCAGAUAAGAAGAUAAGAUAAGAUUCUUUAUUGAUUCAAAUAAAUGGAACAUUUUUUUAAAAUUACAUUGUACAUUUUCAUUUUCAGCACAUAAAUAAAUCCAUAUUUUUAACCAACACAACAUUUUACAAUUAUAACAAUUUAAACACAAGACAACUAAAGCAUUUCUCUGGCCUAGAAAUCAGACAUUAAUGAACUCAUUUAGUGACAAUAAUGACUUAAUUAGUUAUCAUUUAGAUUGGAUAACCGCUGUGGAGUGCACCCUGGUAAAGUCGUAUUGAGUGGGGGAAAAGUUGCAUUUAUUUUAUAUCUUUCGGUUCUAACUUUAAGAGAAAUAAUUCUCCCUGAUCGAGCUGAUCUUAGGUGUCUGUGAUGAAGAGGGGGGGGUUUAUUAACCCCCCCCCCCACCCAAAAAAAAAAAAAAAAUUAAAAAAAAAAAUGUUUCAAUCUUAAAGCAGCAUUUUUCUUCAAAUCGUUCUUCGAGAUGAAGGUGUCCAGUGUGUGUAUCUCUUCUCUCUACUGUAGGCUGUUUCACUUGUGUUUUCAACCCCCGAACGCUACAAUGACCAAGCUCAGUGCGUGUUUAGCCUUCCUGCAAGUCGUGAUCACGGCUGCGAUUGCCACUCUAGUGACAGCUCCAGGUACCCCCGGACAGCGUCUCCUACAUCAACACAGAUCGAACAGACAGAUCCACGAUGGUCUGUUCACCAUCAAUAACCAGGUGCGUCCAUUUUGGUAAUAGCCCGAAAAACUGAACUAGUAUUUUUUUUUUUAAUAAAGAGUGGAAAAAGAUGUGAUUAUGCUUGAAAAUAAAAGACAAGACAACGGAGCGGACGUUUCGGCAUGAUGCCUUCUUCAGCAGACGAUAGAAUAAAAUUUAAAAAAAAAGAUACAUUGAAAUUGAAAUUAAAAAUAAAACUUAUAUUUUGGAAGACGUCAGUAAAGUAAAUGUCGGUCAAAGUGGGCUCACUCAAUUUCCACCACCCCUUCCCCCCAAUAUUAUUUAUACUUUUUUUAUGGGAUUAGUGGGUUGGGGAUGUUGGUGGGGCUUUUUAAUUUUGUUUCGUUGCCCCCUUGUUAAAGCCUUGCUACGCCCCUGAUAGGUGGACAUGUUGUAAUUAUUGGCGGCUGUUGAUUCGUCCUUUGCAUGCUUAGAUGAGUGAGGCAAUUUUUAAAAAAAAAGUAGUAGCCUUGACUUGUUUCAAGUGUGGGAGAGUUGCUCAUUUCGUCAGCGUCACUCUCUCGUCCUUGCCUAUUUGAUCGAAUGUAUCAACUCAGUCAAGAUGCCUGGAAAUAGUCCACGAUGCUGCAUGUGUAUGUGUGUGUGUGUGUAAGUGUGUGCAUGUGUGUGUGUUUUUUUUUUCACUGGGCCGAUUAUGCGUUCUACGUCACAGGAAUUGAUAGACUUUUCAUUGUGUCAAUGCCAUACCCCCAACGGGACUGUACAUCCGGGUUUGAUUACAGAGUUUGCUUCUCUUAGACGAGUUGCCAUUCAGGUUUAACGAGUCCCAUCUACCCGGGGUUGCUGGGAAUAUUUUGUUUUUGUUUUUGCUUGUCUAGGCGUUUUCUGGGGAUUGAACUCCAGUCCCCUAGCUUCAGUAUUUCUACAUACUUGUUAAUGGUCAACUUAAGAGAUCAUGACAAAAUAUAAAUUCUGUAUUAACACUAAACAUGCAACACAUACUAUUUUUCUGUACUACAAAUAAUGUGUGUACAUUGUACUAAAACACAUGUGUCCUUUGCAUACGACAGAAUCCUCAAAUAUCCAUGUCACGUAUCCAGCCGCUACCUCCAGGUGUCGUCCCAGAAGAUGCCACGGUGCUCACUAGUGACAGGUGAAUCUCAGUCUCUCCCAUGUUUUGUCAUUCAUCCUUCUAUGGCCAUGUAUCAAACACAUAUUUUUUUAAAAUCCAUCUACGCUUUGUAUAGGGCACACACAUGUCUUAAACGUACUGUAUAUUUUAUCAUAUUACCUUACACAAGACUAAAAGUAAAACCAAAAGUUGCGCAAAAAAAAUAAAAUAAAAGCUGUGCUGAUUAUAACUGUACACUAUGCGAAAUUUUAAAGUGUUCAAUUUUUUUAGAAAUUUUAUUUAGUGUUUAUAAAAUGCAAUUCUCAAAUGGAAAAUUAUUAUUAACUUUUUUUUUUCUCUUCAAAAUUGGUUAUUAAAUAUUUGAACAGCGUUAAAUCAUGCAAUAAAUUCCGAACAAAAAAAACUAAAUAUAAAUGUAUCGUAUCAUUUAUUUUGGUGCGUCAAGCUCCAGAGUUUAUUACAACAAGUUUACCUAUAUAAUUUAUAUUACUUCAUCUAGCUCCAAAUGUAAUCUAAUAAAAAAUAAGUUUGUUGGUUAACUAUUACUUCAUCUAGCUCCAAAUGUAAUCUAAUAAAAAAUAAGUUUGUUGGUUAAUUAUUACUUCAUCUAGCUCCAAAUGUAAUCUAAUAAAAAUAAGUUUGUUGGUUAACUAUUACUUCAUCUAGCUCCAAAUGUAAUCUAAUAAAAAUAAGUUUGUUGGUUAAUUAUUACUUCAUCUAGCUCCAAAUGUAAUCUAAUAAAAUUAAGUUUGUUGGUUAACUAUUACUUCAUCUAGCUCCAAAUGUAAUCUAAUAAAAAUAAGUUUGUUGGUUAACUAUUACUUCAUCUAGCUCCAAAUGUAAUCUAGUAAAAAUAAGUUUGUUGGUUAACUAUUACUUCAUCUAGCUCCAAAUGUAAUCGAAUAAAAUUAAGUUUGUUGGUUAACUAUUACUUCAUCUAGCUCCAAAUGUAAUCUAAUAAAAUUGAGUUUGUUGGUUAACUAUUACUUCAUCUAGCUCCAAAUGUAAUCUAAUAAAAAUAAGUUUUUUGGUGAACUAUUACUUCAUCUAGCUCCAAAUGUAAUCUAAUAAAAUUAAGUUUGUUGGUUAACUAUUACUUCAUCUAGCUCCAAAUGUAAUCGAAUAAAAUUAAGUUUGUUGGUUAACUAUUACUUCAUCUAGCUCCAAAUGUAAUCGAAUAAAAUUAAGUUUGUUGGUUAACUAUUACUUCAUCUAGCUCCAAAUGUAAUCUAAUAAAAUUAAGUUUGUUGGUUAACUAUUACUUCAUCUAGCUCCAAAUGUAAUCUAAUAAAAUUGAGUUUGUUGGUUAACUAUUACUUCAUCUAGCUCCAAAUGUAAUCUAAUAAAAUUAAGUUUGUUGGUUAACUAUUACUUCAUCUAGCUCCAAAUAUAAUCUAAUAAAAAUAAGUUUGUUGGUUAACUAUUACUUCAUCUAGCUCCAAAUGUAAUCUAAUAAAAAUAAGUUUGUUGGUUAAUUAUUACUUCAUCUAGCUCCAAAUGUAAUCUAAUAAAAUUAAGUUUGUUGGUUAACUAUUACUUCAUCUAGCUCCAAAUGUAAUCUAAUAAAAAUAAGUUUGUUGGUUAACUAUUACUUCAUCUAGCUCCAAAUGUAAUCUAGUAAAAAUAAGUUUGUUGGUUAACUAUUACUUCAUCUAGCUCCAAAUGUAAUCGAAUAAAAUUAAGUUUGUUGGUUAACUAUUACUUCAUCUAGCUCCAAAUGUAAUCUAAUAAAAUUGAGUUUGUUGGUUAACUAUUACUUCAUCUAGCUCCAAAUGUAAUCUAAUAAAAAUAAGUUUUUUGGUGAACUAUUACUUCAUCUAGCUCCAAAUGUAAUCUAAUAAAAUUAAGUUUGUUGGUUAACUAUUACUUCAUCUAGCUCCAAAUGUAAUCGAAUAAAAUUAAGUUUGUUGGUUAACUAUUACUUCAUCUAGCUCCAAAUGUAAUCGAAUAAAAUUAAGUUUGUUGGUUAACUAUUACUUCAUCUAGCUCCAAAUGUAAUCUAAUAAAAUUAAGUUUGUUGGUUAACUAUUACUUCAUCUAGCUCCAAAUGUAAUCUAAUAAAAUUGAGUUUGUUGGUUAACUAUUACUUCAUCUAGCUCCAAAUGUAAUCUAAUAAAAUUGAGUUUGUUGGUUAACUAUUACUUCAUCUAGCUCCAAAUGUAAUCUAAUAAAAUUAAGUUUGUUGGUUAACCAUUACUCCACUACGUCAUCACCGCGACUCUCUUAUCUCAAUGUUCUCCGCUUAGUGUUCGGGCCACUGGUCAUCUUAGAGUUCCCCAUUCCUCGUGUUGGUUUCUGUUUAACACUUGAUCUUCACCAGCAUGCCCGCCAACACGAAAUACGUCCCAGAGGUUGGCAACGGUCACCUGGCGACCGUUGUCCAGAGCGAUACCAUCUUCAUGAACGGCCUGUACAACGGGGCCAACAUCACCAGCCACAGGGCCAGGAUCCCGUCCACGGCCGGCUACAGUGUGACGCCCGUCAGCCCCCCGGGGCUCACUAGGAAGUACACCCUGGAUAUAGGGAGAGGUUUGUAUGUUGAGUUGACUACAAUCAAAUGACAAAUGUGGGUGUCGCUUGACUUCAUUGUGUUUAUACAAAUCCAAUUUGACCUGUUAUCAGAUAGUCAUUAUGUUUUAUUAUUUUGAAUUACUCUAUUUAUUGUUUAAAACUACUACGAUUUUUUUUCCUGAAGCUAUUACAGCAAAGGAUAUCUCCAAAGUUGUUUUUUUUUGUUGUCAUUCGCUGAGAGAAGGCUCUAAGCCGAAGCAUCCAUAUCUUUUGUCCUGUCUUUUUAUUCAAGCUUCAACAAACCUUGCUCUACUAUUUCAUUUACGAUUUUUCUUUUAAACAUUGGUCCAGAAAAAAGAUAUCCUGUAUUCUUGUGGUCCCGUAGUCCUGUGGUCCUGUCGUCUUGUAGUCCUGUGGUCCUGUCGUCUUGUAGUCCUGUAGUCCUGUAGUCCAAUCGUCAUCAAAAGGCAAGAAGCUGUCAAAUGCCACCCAGUGACGAUUAUCUCCCUGGUUCUUUUCUGCUUGUUUUGUUUAAAACAAAUGACUCUGAACAUUUUUUUGUUAAAUGCAUGUCUUGAAAUUAGCAAUUUUUUUUUCUCUAAGCGACCAUAUCGAAUAAUAAUAAUUAUUAAUCAUACAUGGAAAAAUAAAAUUAUGCACCUACAAUUUUUAUAAAUUUAUUACCUUAAUUUUAGUUGCUUUGCAGUCCAACUUCCGGCAAUAACAAUGGCGAACACUUAAGGUUUUUAACUAGUUUCUAUUUCUUGUCCUAUUUUCAUUUGUUCCUCUCUUGUUUUUCUGUCUUUCGGUUCAAGCUUCCACAUUAUACGUUGCUCUGCUAUUUUCCUUCACAUGAUCCAGGUGUAUUCACCGAGUCCCACGCUGGACCAGGGGUGAGUGUGUCUCUCAGAACGUACGCUCACCGUCAGCUGACACGUGCGCUGGUCAACGAACUCAUCUUGACCAGAGAUGACAUCGGAACCGACGUGGAGGUGAUGAUCAAUCUCAACACUGGACCAGCAAGUGUCGAUGUAGAAUUCACCAACGGAACGAUGGGGUAAUGUGGCUCAUCAGAAGCAUCGUUUGAUGGGUUUAGUUUUGUUGGGGGGAGGGGGGUGAUGGGGUUCUCACACUGUGAUGAUAAAUUGACCUAUUACGGAAUAGUUAUUAAUUAAAAUUUUUCAAAUAGCAAAAUAAUGUCACCUAAUAUGUGUUGUGUGCCUAAUAUAUGACUUAUCUAAAUAUAAGUAAAUGAUAAUAUCAGACAUUCAAAGAUGGUCGUUUUAAUUUAAAUUGAUGCCAACUUUUAUAUCACGUGACUGUAAACAUCUAUAUCUUGCCACUGUUAAAAAAAUAUUUUGGUAUUGUUAAAAUCUAUGAAUUAUUAAUCGGAAUAUAUUUAUUAUAUUACUGAUAAAAACUAUACCACUUAAUUUUUAGCAUCUCUAUUUUAUAAUAUGAACAUAAAUAUCUAUAGUCCCUGAUUUCUCCCUCACCUUGCCCACCCUCCCCCCCCCCAAUUCUAUCACACUCUUUCUCAUUUUCUUGCACUCCCUCGCUCCCUCCCUUUAAAUGGCAUGCUCUUUGUGUAUCUCUGUCACCUUACUUCUGGAACUCAUAUUCUCUCUGACGGAAUAUAUUUAUUAUAUUACUGAUAAAAACUAUACCACUUAAUUUUUAGCAUCUCUAUUUUAUAAUAUGAACAUAAAUAUCUAUAGUCCCUGAUUUCUCCCUCCCCUUGCCCCCCCUCCCCCCCCCCCAAUUCUAUCACACUCUUUCUCAUUUUCUUGCACUCCCUCGCUCCCUCCCUUUAAAUGGCAUGCUCUUUGUGUAUCUCUGUCACCUUACUUCUGGAACUCAUAUUCUCUCUGUCCUUCUCUUAACUUCUCUCUAUCCCGUUCCUGCGUGAUCUAUUCCUGACUGCGUUAUUCUUGACUGACCUAUUCAUAUCCGACACAUCCUUUACUGACCAAUUCCUGACUUAUCUAUUCCUGACCUACCUCUUUCUGACUGAUCUAUUCCUGACCUACCUAUUCCUAACUGAUCUAUUCCUGACCCACCUAUUCCUAACCUACCUAUUCCUAACUGAUCUAUUCCUGACCUAACUAUUUCUAACUGAUCUAUUCCUGACCCACCCAUUCCUAACUUAUCUAUUCCUGACCUAUCUAUUCCUGCCUGAUCUACUCCUGACCCACCUAUUCCUAACCUACCUAUUCCUAACUGAUCUAUCUCUGACUUAACUAUUCCUGACUGAUCUAUUCCUAACCCACCUAUUCCUAACCUACCUAUUCCUAACUGAUCUAUUCCUGACCCCACCCAUUCCCAACUGAUCUAUUCCUGACCUACCUAUUCCUGACUGAUCUAUUCCUGACCCACUUAUUCCUAACCCACCUAUUCCUAACUGAUCUAUUCCUAACCUACCUUUUCCUAACUGAUCUAUUCCUGACCUACCUAUUCCUGACUGAUCUAGUCCUGACCCACCUAUUCCUAACCUACCUAUUCCUAACUGAUCUAUUCCUGACCCACCUAUUCCUAACUGAUCUAUUCCUGACCUACAUAUUCCUAACUGAUCUAUUCCUGACCUACCAAUUUCUAAUUGAUCUCUUCCUGACUGGUCUAUUCCUGACCUACAUAUUCCUAACUGAUCUAUUCCUGACCCACCUAUGGCUAACUGAUCUAUGGCUAACUGAUCUAUUCCUGACCCACAUAUUGCUAACUGAUCUAUUCCUGGCCCACCUAUUCCUAACUGAUCUAUUACUGACUGAUUUAUUCCUGACCUACUUAUUCCUAACUGAUCUAUUACUGACUGAUCUAUUCCUGACCUACCUAUUCCUAGCUGAUCUAUCCUGACUGAUCUAUUCCUGACCUACAUAUUCCUAACUGAUCUAUUCCUGACCCACCUAUUGCUAACUGAUUUAUUCCUGACCCACCUAUUCCUAACUGAUCUAUUCCUGACAGACAUGUUGCUAACUGAUCUAUUCCUGACCCACCUAUUCCUAACUGAUCUAUUCCUGACCUACUUAUUCCUGACGGACCUAUACUUAUGUGUAUUCUCUCUAUACCUUCAGAUCUAUCAUUGGGACAACGCUGGCAGCAGAGUUCCCAGAAAUAUCUCCAAGGACAAAGUUUUACAUGAAGACGUCGCCCUCGCUAAAGGUAUGGUAGACAUGUGUUAGGGGGGACGGGGGACGGGUGGGGGGCGCUUUCUGUUUUACGUCUUACACAUUCAUGUUCAUUUGGUAGAGACAAAACAUGAUCACAAUUACAUUUUGUGAAACUUGUAUGUUUCAAAGACUAUCCCAUAGUGAUGACUUCGUACUUUACACACAUUUCCAUGACACCAAUUGACAGGAUACUGAAAUCAUUACAUCAUUCUAUGUGUCGCUGAUACGAUAAUAGAUAAUAACAAGUUAUAGAGCUAUGAUGGUAUCACAAUUUCGUAGGGCAUUGUCAAAAUGAAUGCAGGUCAAACGACCCAGUCCUUCCUGGCACUAACGGUCGUCGAUGUCGACCUGGAGAAUGUUCUGCAAGAGUACGAUGAAGGUAUGUUGUGGAGUUGAACACAAAAAUGUGUGUAUGUUGUAUGUUGUACGUAUCUUGUAUGGUUUCAUUUACAUCUUGUCUUUUAAAUGUUUUUGAGUAUUGGCAAUUUUUUAUUUCAGUAAAGCAGAUAGUGUAUAAAAUAAAUUAUAUGUUUGACAAGAGUACACAAUGGUACAAUAAAAUUGGGGUAAAAUGAAGUAAAUGAGGUGAGAGCCCCUGACAGAAAUUUUUUUGGUGGAAGGGGGGUGGGGCAGCAAAAAUGUCCCCUUGUUAAUGUUAUAAAUUUAAAUUUGGCCUUGUUUUAAAUAAUUUUGAGAAGCCUUGUGUUUUUUUUCUUCAGGUUUUUGUGUGUUUUGUUUGUGUGUGUUUGAUACUCGUUUUGUUUGUGUGUGUUUGAUACUCUAGAGCUUCACACUUUCAAAUGUUUUCCAGCACAACGACAAUUUCUGUCAGGCCAGCUUUUAGCCAACCACGUGCAAGGGUGGAAUCAAAUAUGGCAGAAAGGGCGUGUCGAUGUGAAAGGGGACAUAACCAUUGCUAGACACAACUACGGCUGUUUCUAUUACAUCUUCAGUUCUCUACCCUUCAAUGGCAACCGUAAAGACUGGCCUUUCAUUGGCCUCUCUCCCGGUGGAUUGGCGCACGGUGUAGAAGGCAAGGUGCGUACAUCAAGAUGGUUCAGUAGAGUGCUAGGCUAUACAUAGUAGGGCCUAUAAUCUUGUCCAGACUUAUGACACACGGUUUAGAAGGCAAGGUGCGUAAGUCAGGAGGGUUCAGUAGAGUGCUAGGCUAUUAAUAGCAUCAUCUUGUCCAGACUUAUGACACACGGUUUAGAAGGCAAGGUGCGUACGUCAGGAGGGUUCAGUAGAGUGCUAGGCUAUUAAUAGCAUCAUCUUGUCCAGACUUAUGACACGGUUUAGAAGGCAAGGUGCGUACGUCAGGAGGGUUCAGUAGAGUGCUAGGCUAUUAAUAGCAUCAUCUUGUCCAGAGUUAUGACACACGGUGUAGAAGGCAAGGUGCGUACGUCAGGAGGGUUCAGUAGAGUGCUAGGCUAUUAAUAGCAUCAUCUUGUCCAGACUUAUGACACACGGUGUAGAAGGCAAGGUGCGUACAUCAAGAUGGUUCAGUAGAGUGCUAGGCUAUAAAUAGUAGGGCCUAUAAUCUUGUCCAGACUUAUGACACACGGUUUAGAAGGCAAGGUGCGUACGUCAGGAGGGUUCAGUAGAGUGCUAGGCUAUUAAUAGCAUCAUCUUGUCCAGACUUAUGACACACGGUUUAGAAGGCAAGGUGCGUACGUCAGGAGGAUUCAGUAGAGUGCUAGGCUAUUAAUAGCAUCAUCUUGUCCAGACUUAUGACACACGGUUUAGAAGGCAAGGUGCGUACGUCAGGAGGGUUCAGUAGAGUGCUAGGCUAUUAAUAGCAUCAUCUUGUCCAGAGUUAUGACACACGGUGUAGAAGGCAAGGUGCGUACGUCAGGAGGGUUCAGUAGAGUGCUAGGCUAUUAAUAGCAUCAUCUUGUCCAGACUUAUGACACACGGUUUAGAAGGCAAGGUGCUUACGUCAGGAGGGUUCAGUAGAGUGCUUGGCUAUUAAUAGCAUCAUCUUGUCCAGAGUUAUGACACACGGUUUAGAAGGCAAGGUGCGUACGUCAGGAGGGUUCAGUAGAGUGCUAGGCUAUUAAUAGCAUCAUCUUGUCCAGACUUCUGGCGCACGGUAAUAAAAGGAAGUCAGCGUGCCUUUUAUAAGGGUUAGGCUAUUAAUAGCGUCAUCUUUUCUAGGCUGAUGCCAUAAACAUAGGCAGUUCCGUGCUGUUUUGUGGAUGUCAUCUGACCGUGCCGUUUUGUGGAUGUCAUCAAACAGUACUGUUGUCGCAGAUGAUUAUGUCAGUCUCAUCUUGCGAAACACGAGUUUCGACGUCACGAUGACAUCUUUGAAAUUAAUCCCUUUUCAGGAUUACUACGGUCACGUGUUCUGGGAUCAAGACACGUGGAUGUUUCCACCCAUCGCCUUACUUCAUCCGGACCUCGGACGCACCAUCGUCGAGACACGCACCAAGACACUGAAGACCGCCCAGAUCUGGGCCAAGGAGAGCGGCUACGAGGGGGCGCGCUUCCCAUGGGAGUCAGCAUACACAGGUGGAUUUUAUUUGACACGUUUUCUUCUUCAAUUUUUUUGGUCUGUUUUUUUUUUUUUUUUUACUUUUUUUUUUUUUUUUUUCUUUUUUUUUGGUUUUUUUUUUUUUUUUUUUACUUUUUUUUUUUUUUUAUCAACAUGGAAGAUUCAAAUGUAGGGAUAACACAUCAAGCAAACUUGCCUAGUGAGAUCACUGGAGAUAGAAAUAUAUCUCGAGUGAAGAGAACUUUAAAUGAUAAUAUGAACUAAACAAUGUAUAAACCACAGCAGAUGAAGCCUCCAGAAUUAAGCCAAAAUAUAAUUCUAAUUCAAUCGGAAUUUUAGUUAAGACUUCAAAAUAAUACGAUCAGGGCUUAAGACACCAUCAAUUUCUAUUAAAACUUAAGAUAAUUUUUUUGUUUAUAACUUAAGAAAAAAAUCAUUAUUAUGAGUUAAGAAGUUGCUUAAAUAUCACUUGGACAAAAUUCAUGCCACAGCAAGUGUGUAGACUUCAUACCACAACACAUAUUUCAUCUUUCUGUCUCAUCACCUAUGUCACCCUCCUGUCACACCUCGUAUGUCAACUUCCUGUCAAACCAUGUAUGUCAUCUUCCUGUCACACCACGUAUGCCACCUUCCUGUCACAUCACGUAUGUCAACUUCCUGUCACACCAUGUAUGUCAACUUCCUGUCACACCAUAAAUGUCAACUUCCUAUCACACCAUGUAUGUCAACUUUCUGUCACACCAUGUAUGUCAACUUCCUGUCGAACCACGUGUGUCAACUUUCUGUCACAUCACUUAUGUCAACUUCCUGUCACACCAUGUAUGUCAACUUCCUGUCACACCAUGAAUGUCAACUUCCUGUCACACCACGUAUGCCUUCUUCCUGUCACACCACGUAUGCCACCUUCCUGUCACACCACGUAUGCCACCUUCCUGUCACAUCACGUAUGUACCUUCCUUUCACACCACGUAUGCCACCUUUCUGUCACAUCACAUAUGCCACCUUCAUGUCACACUGCAUAUGUCAACUUCCUGUCAAAACACGUAUGCCAACUUCCUGUCACAUCACGUAUGCUACCUUCCUGUCACACCAAAUGUCAACUUUCAGUCACAUCACAUAUGCUAUCUUCCUGUCAGCCCAUGUAUGUCAACUUUCUGUCAAAUCACAUAUGCCACCGUCAUGUCACGCCACAUAUGCCACUUUUCUGUCACACCACGUAUGUCAACCUCCUGUGUUACCCAGUGUCGCGUCUUACUUCCGUAUGACUCUCCUAAUCCAUGUCUUCACGCGCCCCUAGGCCUAGAGACAUGUCCCGCCAUUCCCGUGGGGGUCAUGGAGGUCCACAUCAAUGGGGAUGUCGCCAUGAUGGUUCGUCAGUACUGGCAGCUAACACAGGAUCGGCAACUCAUGGUCAACGCAUCGGGGGCGGGUAUCGUCUGGGAAACAGCUAAAUACUGGGCGUCAAGAGCCACUUAUACCCCAAAAACUGACACUUACAGUAUAUACAGUAGGUGAUUUCUUUUUUAACAUAUUUUUUUUCUGGUAUCCGUCCGUCAUGCACUGCUGUUAACCUUGCAGGACGAAAUACUCAAGGCCUGGUACUUUUUCUCCAAGAUGAUAAGCUGCGUUCUUGAUCAGCAAAUCACCAUCUCCCUAGACACCUGUAUAACCCAAAGUGUUAUCAUAUUUGGAUGAUACAGCCUGGCACCGGUAGCGUCACAGGAGUUGCCUGAAUUUUCAUUGUUUCAGAGUCAUACCGCCAACGCGACUCGAUCUCCGGGUUUGAAUUCAGUGUCCUUCUUUCUCUGAGAUGACGUUGCCAUCCAGGGUUAACGAGUCCCAUCCACCCGGGGCGCCUUUGAUGUUCUUCGCUUGUCUGGGCUUUUGCUAAGGUUUGAACUCACGUCCACUAACUUUAAAUCGAAGCAGUUUAUUUCACGGCACAUCGUUUGCGUACAUGAUGAAUUAUCUACGGCAUCUACCCAUAAAAUUCCAUUUUUAAAACUACAUUUUUACUUGUAUAGGGAGUGCUUAUUUUCUUUUGAGACGACUAAAAAUAAUUCAUAGGGCCAGCAGACCAUAAAGAAAAGUUUGGAAAGAGCUCAUCUAGCACACAAAUACACUUCUAGCAUUUACCUUCAGUAGAAUAUCGUGUAGAUCUAUGACACUUGCAGUUUCUUUGGUGAGUGAAAUAUUUUGUAGAUCAAUGACACUUACAUUAUUUUUUAAUAAGUGAAUUAUCCUGUGCAUGCAUGUAAUUAUAAAGAUAAAUUUUAAGAUCCAAGUGGUACAAAAAUGUACCUCAGGUGUCAUGCAAUCAUACAAGCUGUAAAUCCCCAGAUGUCAUGUAAUUAUGAAGGUUGAAUCCCCAGAUGUCAUGUAAUUAUGAAGGUUGAAUCCCCAGAUGUCAUGUAAUUAUGAACGUUGAAUCCCGAUGUCAUGUAAUUAUACAAUUGUUAUAUUCCCAGAUGUCAUGAAAUUAUACACGUUGUACCCCGAGAUGUCAUGUAAAUACACGUUAUAUCCCAUAUGUCAUGUAAUUAUAGACGUCAUAACCCAGAUGUCAUGUAAUUAUACACGUUGUACCCCCGAAUGGCAUGUAAUUAUGCACUUGUUAUAUUCCCAGAUGUCAUGUAAUUAUACACUUUGUAUCCCCAAAUGUCAUGUACUUACACUUUGUAUCGCCAGAUAUCAUGUAAUUACACUUUGUAUCCCAGAUGCCAUCUAAUUACACUUUGUAUCCCCAGAUGUCAUGUAAUUAUACUUCGUAUCCCCAGAUGUCAUGUAAUUAUACUUCGUAUCCCCAGAUGUCAUGUAAUUACACUUUGUAUCCCUAGAUGUCAUUUAAUUACACUUUGCAUCCCCAGAUGUCAUGUAAUUACACUUUGUAUCCCCAGAUGUCAUUUAAUUACACUUUGUAUCCCUAGAUGUCAUUUAAUUACACUUUGUAUCCCUAGAUGUCAUUUAAUUACACUUUGUAUCCCUAGAUGUCAUGUAAUUACACUUUGUAUCCCUAGAUGUCAUUUAAUUACACUUUGUCUCCCCAGAGGUCAUGCCCCCUGAUGAGUUUCACUCGCCUGUCAAUGAUUCGGCCUACACCAACAACAUAGCUUCCAUCAACCUGAGAUUUGCAAAUCAGUUGGCACGGGAAUUUAACCAGGUAAGUUCAGAUGUCAAGUGAUUGAGGCAGGUGGGUUCAGCUGUCAAGUGGUUGAGGCAGGUGGGUUCAGCUGUCAAGUAGUUGAGGCAGGUGGGAUCAACUGUCAAGGGUUGAAGCAGGUGAGUUCAGAUGUCAAGUGAUUGAGGCAGGUGAGUUCAGAUGUCAAGUGAUUGAGGCAGGUGAGUUCAGAUGUCAAGUGAUUGAGGCAGGUGGGUUCAGCUGUCAAGUGGUUGAGGCAGGUGAGUUCAGCUGUCAAGUGGUUGAGGCAGGUGGGAUCAACUGUCAAGGGUUGAAGCAGGUGAGUUCAGAUGUCAAGUGAUUGAGGCAGGUGAGUUCAGAUGUCAAGUGAUUGAGGCAGGUGGGUUCAGCUGUCAAGUGGUUGAGGCAGGUGAGUUCAGAUGUCAAGUGGUUGAGGCAGGUGGGAUCAACUGUCAAGGGUUGAAGCAGGUGAGUUCAGAUGUCAAGUGAUUGAGGCAGGUGAGUUAAGAUGUCAAGUGAUUGAGGCAGGUGGGUUCAGCUGUCAAGUGGUUGAGGCAGAUGAGUUCAGCUGUCAAGUGGUUGAGGCAGGUGAGCUCAGAUGUCAAGUGAUUGAGGCAGGUGAGUUCAGAUGUCAAGUGAUUGAGGCAGGUGAAUUCAGCUGUCAAUUGGUUGAGGCAGGUGAGUUCAGCUAUCAAGUGAUUGAGGCAGGUGGGUUCAGCUGUCACGGAAAUUCGGCCAGGUGAGCACAACUGUCACGAGAUUCUUGCCAGGUGAGUUUGGAAAUAAGUACUUUGAAACAACUUCCUGACUUUUUAACUUAUUUUAUCCUUUGCAUGGGUUAUAGUAAAAAUGGUUAUAGUUCUCAUAUUGAUGGUUAUCGUAUGAGUGGUUAUCAUAGAGGUGAGUACCAUAUGAAUAGAAAUUACAAAAACUGUCACACCAUGUCAGAUAGAAAGAGCGUCCUUGGUACAGAAUCGCUACCACAACAGAGUCGCCAAUGAUUACUGAUGUUACGUAUUUUACAGCCCGAGAACUCGACGUGGGCUGAAAUAAGUGACAAGCUUCGAUUACUGUACGAUCCGGUACUCGACUACCACCCGGAGUUCGACGGCUACUCACUGAACGACAGAACUAAACAGGCCGACGUGGUCCUACUAGGGUUCCCUCUCAUGGUCGCCAUGAAUGAGACGACAAGGAGAAACGACAUGAUAUUCUAUGAGCAGGUAAAUUAUAGGGGGGUCAGAGGUCAAGGGCUGGACGUCCAAGAGCGAUUCCAUAUUAUGCCCACUACUUACUUUUUGGUGUUCAUGGGAAGGUUAAUAGGGGGUCAGAGUUCAUGGGUUGGACGUCCAAGGGAGAUGUUACAGUAAACCCACUAUUUAGUUUUGGUAUUCAUAGGAAAGUAUAUAGGGGUCAAAGGUCAAAGUUGAAAGUCCAAGAGCCAUGUAAAAGUAACCUUAUCUUUUACUUUUAGUAUUGAUAGGAACGUAAAUGGAAUCAGAGGUCAAGGGUUGGACGUCUGAGAGCAAUGUUACAAUAAACUCACUGCCUACUUUUGGUAUUGAGAAGUCGUUGAAAUGAAACAAUUUUUCAUUAUUUCUAGUAUAUAUAAUAUAUAUUAAAUUGUACUUUCGAUAUAUUAAUAAAAAUUUUAUGAACGCACCCCCUCCACCUUUCUACCCCCCUCCCUUUUAGAGCACCCCGGUUGGCCCUGCUCCUGCCAUGACGUGGGGCGCAUUUAUAAUUGGGUGGCUUGAACUUGGAGAGGAAGCCAAGGCCGCUGACCUCUUCAACAGAUCCGUCCUGAACUCCCAGCAGCCGUUCCUGGUAAUGCAUGCUUCAUUGAACGCGUCAUCACACUGAAUGUUAGAUGUCAUGGUUCAUUGAAUGUCACAUGGCAUGGUUCAUUGAAUGUGAUACAUGACAAUGUUCACUGAAUGUCAUAUGUCAUGGUUCAUUGAAUGUUACAUCCCAUGGUACAUUGAAUGUGAUACAUGACAUUGUUCACUGAAUGAUACCUGCCAUGGUUCAUUGAAUGUUACAUGUCAUGGUUCAUUGAAUGUUAGAUGCCAUGGUUCAUUGAAUGUGAUACAUGACGUUGUUCACUGAAUGUUACCUGCCAUGGUUUAUUGAAUGUUACAUGGCAUGGUUCAUUGAUUGUUACAUGUGAUGGUUCGUUUGAAAGUUACAAGUUAUUGUUCAUCGAUUGUUACAUGUCAUGGCUCGUUGAAUUUUACAACACGUUGUUAUUUAUGUCGUUUUCUUUUCAUUCUUGAUAUUCUAACGAAGUUACAAUCUAUGAUUGAUUUGGUGCUGACAGGAUUGUUUUAUUGUUUCCUUAAGAGGCACGAUUGAUUAAAUGCCAUAAAGACAAUGGAUCCGAAUGUCAGGCAAAUGUCUGCUAGUCAUAAACAAAUAUUUAACGCUGACAGCUAUUUGUUUUCGGGUAGAAACAAAUAAAUACUUUCUGUAGAGAAGCCAUACAUGUCAUUUGGACUUUCAAGUAUUUAUUUGUUUCUGUAGAGAAACCAUAAAUGUCAUUUGGUCUUUACAGUACUGCAUUUACAAUGUAAAAUAAUUUUAAAAAAUCCUGAAAAUCCAGGGUGACUUGAGUGCGCAAAUAAACAGAGAUUCUCAAAUUAUAAUUAAUUGUAUUCCUGAUAAUUGAUAAAGGGGGUUCAACGUUUCGUGGACGGCUUGCGCGGCCCAAAUACGUUACGAAUGAGCUGAGCUGAUUUGUUAUGUAUGCCUAGAUAGUGAGGCUUAGUUUUAACUUCUAAUAAGUAUACAAGUGAAUACCACAUUUGAAUGAGGCCAUGACAGAGACACAGACCUUGACAUAGUCAGUGUCUUAAACAAUUUUGAGCUUCAGAGACGACUGGAAUUUUUUUAAUAAAAAAUUUUUGGGGGGUGUUUUCCCCCCCCCCCCCCAUUCCCCACUUUUUUUUCACGAUUGCGCACCGUGUCGCGCUCUCAUUCACUGCUUCCCGCCGUCGUACUCACCACAUUGCCAAAAGAGCCCACACAUAUAGGGUCAAUACAACUAAGCGUUGGUGGAUAUUUGGAGAGCUAAAAUAUUGGCGACAGCAAUGCGUGAACUUACUAAUCUACCAAAGUUACUUGACAAAACAUGAACUCAAAUAACGCACAUUUAAGAAUCCCAAUUUUCGCUACACCAGUUGCGUUAUUUAAAAAAAAAAUAAUAAUUUGGCGUAGUUAUGGGGAAUUAUAUUUUGAGUGCCAGUGAACUCAUAAUUGAACUAUACUUUCUUUCAAACAUAUAGAGUAAUUUGUAACAUACUCUAAUACGCUGAAUAAGGAGCAGCGAGCUUGUUAGGUAGCAGCCUGAAAUGGAAGCAGUCCACGAAUCCCACCCAGAAGCGUAAUGUGUAUACGAGGUUAUACGCAGCUUCCGGAAAUUUUUCACGCGUUAUUUUACCGGGUUCCGUUUCUCCAGCUAGAGGCUUAAAUUUAAAAGGUAUAAAGAUGCAAUGCUCGAUCUCAUGAAAGUUACAUAACUUUUUUUGUUCUGUUUGUUUCCGUUACAAUGUACGGUUUAUCUCGUGGGGCUUUUCUUCCUUUAAAAAAAAAUGGAUUCCUUAUUUUGUCCCACUUACCAGGUCUGGUCAGAAGACGCCGACGGCGGCGGCGCCACCAACUUCCUGACGGGCAUGGGCGGCUACCUCCAGAUGAUCCUCUUCGGCUACGGCGGAUGCAGGAUCUACGACGACAUGUUGACCUUUAACCCCAUUCUAAUCACGAGGACGACUGAGGUCACGUUCACCGGCAUCGAUUACAGAAACUGCAGCUUCGACCUCGGAUACGACCAGGAUAACAUGACCCUGACGCAAACUUCGGACGGCCAAAGUCGUCUUGGUCUGGAGGUCAAGUUUCAAGCCGCCAACAGAUGGCAGAAGCUUAUCACCGGACAAGCCACGACAGUAAAACGCCAAGAAUUCGCCGUCAGAGCUGCUCAGUAGCAUGCAAGGAUCAUGUCAAGGGACGACGCAAACAGAAUAAUAAAUUGUAUAUGUGUGAUUUGAGGAUUACGUGUUGAAAUUUAAAAAAAAAAAAUUUGAACAACUUUCUUGAAUCAAACUGUUAGCCUCAAGGGUAGAUGUGACUUGUCCACUUAGAAUUCGUGUGUCAAUCUGAGAGUGACAGUAGAUACAUAAAUAUAUUUAGAAUAUAGUUGAAG